AUGCCAGCAAAAAAAGAUUUCAGGAUCACAUUAAAUACUGAAAGAACUGCACGCUACGUGGACUACCUCGAAGCACCAUUAAAAAUUGUAGCUUGUUGGGAUUUAUUUAGACACAAAGAUGAAAAAAUAUUUAGUUUUAUUAACAACGGGUAUCUAGGCUUUGUUUUAUUAGUACUAAGCUACGUAACUCUAGCCUUAGCAGUAUAUUUGCACUCGGAAUGGGAAGACGUAAUGUCUAGUUUGGACAAAAUCUCUGAUUCUCUUCCUCUUCUGGUUUCUUUUGUGAUCGUUGUGUACUAUGCUGUGUAUCGCAAGGAGUUGUACGAACUGUUGGAGUAUAUGGAGAAGAAUUUCAAGUAUAAUUCGGCUCAGGGUUUGACUAAUAUGAGCAUGUGCAAGAGUUAUGAAGCGGCGAAGAGGUUUUGGAGAAUUUAUACAGCUUGUACCAUGUUUAGCGUCUCUAUGUAUGCGACAAUGCCAGUUAUUGUUCAUUAUAUCUACAGUGAGGAGCACGAUGCUGCUACAAUGAGCGCUUUAAGAGAUUGCGCAAUGUUAUGUCAAGCGAUAAAGCGGUAUACGGAGAUGUUUGAAGAUUUCGUAUCCCCUCUUCUUGCGUUGAGGGUGGUGCAGGUCACGUUGUAUCUGUGUACGCUUCUGUACGCCGCCACACUGAAAUUAGAGAUGACCACUGUGGAAUACUUGGCAGCAGUGGCGUUGGACAUAUUCGUUUACUGUUACUACGGAAAUCAAAUUAUCAUACAGGCCGAUCGUGUCUCAACAGCAGCUUACCAGAGCGUCUGGCACACGAUGGGCGUGGGUCCUAGGAGAGUUCUCCUAAACAUACUACUAGCCAAUAAGAAACUCGUGGUGAUCCGCGCUGGGAAGUUUCUGCCUAUGGAUCUACAUACAUUUGUUGUUGUAUGUAUGCCAUUAACUGCUUGGAAAUUGCUAGAUUAUUCUACCAAGGGAUCUAAGAGUCAGUCAAGCACGCAAUGCGUCAAAAUCGACGAUCCUCGUUUGUUCAAGAUUCGAACUUUCCAAUACGUAAUCUGUUUCGGUAUGGGAUUAGUAGGCGGUAUAUUCUAA
Messenger RNA from Arctia plantaginis, 1086 nucleotides. NCBI's taxonomy places the organism in Eukaryota, Metazoa, Arthropoda, Insecta, Lepidoptera, Erebidae. The record is from the annotation of a GenBank genome assembly.